Molecule: messenger RNA, 778 nt
Organism: Ailuropoda melanoleuca (giant panda)
Lineage: Eukaryota; Metazoa; Chordata; Mammalia; Carnivora; Ursidae
Product: BEN domain-containing protein 3
Exons: 2
Coding region: 469-756 (95 amino acids)
Biological process (GO): negative regulation of transcription by RNA polymerase II; rDNA heterochromatin formation
Cellular component (GO): heterochromatin
Molecular function (GO): rDNA binding
Source: RefSeq, a predicted model, not a curated record
GGCUUUCUGGACGCGCCUGGAGUCCUAUGACCCGCUUGUGUCCGGAGGAGCCAUGGCCUACAUCCUCAGUCAGCCUUUACAUUCUGGGGCUGGAAUUUAGAAAGCGGGGACUAACAGGAGAUCAUCUGAACUUGGGUCUUUCGUAAGACUUGAUUUUCUCAAAUAGCGGUCCCCCUCCAUCUGAAAGUGAUUCAGUCGAUGCUCUAAGACACAUUCUGCCCACGUGGAGUUUUGGAGAAAUGCUCCCAGAGGGUAUGCGGAAGGCCCGGCUGCUUCUGAGCACCUGCGGACGAACACUGAGAGGAUGCAGUUUCCCAUGACGUUAGGGACCGUAUCAGCUUAAGCUUCCAUCCCUCAGAGCCAGGGUUGGGAGGGUAAGGGAAUUGCUCAUGGGUGUGGAAACUUAAGAAAGAAAUCAAGCAAUAAAUCAAGACUUUGUCUUUGUCUUUUCAUUUAGUGGAAUAGAAGAUGAACUCAACUGAAUUCAGUGAAGAUGUAGAAGAAGUUCUAAAAAAUAACACUGUGAAAGUGGAGACAGAGGCCGAAGAUGCUGCCCUGGACUGCUCAGUGAGUUCCAGGUCUUCCGAGAAGCACCCUCUGGACAGCGUCUUCACUGCCCUCCAGGAUUCCAGCAAGCGAAAGCAGCCGGGCGGCGAUGGCCAGCCUGACUCUGUCCCCAGCGUGAAGAGGCGGCGGCUGAUUCCCGAGGUGAGGGCCCAGCCCCUUCCGCUGUUUGCUUGGGCUCUGACCCUCUGAUUAGAAGCUUUGUCUCUCUACU